AUGAAUUUGAAAAUAGAUUCAUGUAGUGGACCCCAAAUAGAUGACCCAAUGACCAUUCUUCUUGCAAAACAUGGAACGGUUGGGGUGGAGAUUCUGGGGACAAAAGAUUCCCGCCAACAUUAUAUAUACGAGUUACCCACAUUUCCCCAUAAUUCAAUCUUCCAUAUUCUGCUUUCUGGAAUCUGCAAGGAUAAACAAAAAGUUUCAAAGAUGGAACAUUUUGGUGAUCUAGGAGAUCAAACCUCCAUUACCAUCGACAAAAACGAAAUUCCACUUUCUGAUUCGGAAGAUGAUUCGUUUUCUUCUCCCAUUUUCGAGGAAUUUAGGGUUUUCAAAGAAAAUGGAUUGACUAGAGUACAUGAAAGAAGCAAAUGUUAUGAAAUCCUCACUGGAUGCGUUGCUCAAGGUAUGGGAAACAAUGUGGCGGCUGUUCAUAAAAUCCCAUGGUCUAAUCCCAAUGGGCGCUUAGAAGCCUUCCGCAUUUCCUCAAUUGAGAUGGUGAAGAAAUGUGGAGGAAAUGGUAACGUAAAACAUGCCUGGUAUGGGGGAUUAAGGGACGAAAUAUGUGGAAUUAUAUUCCAUGGAUUCCAAAGAUGUCGACAAUCGGACAAUGGUGAGGAUGGCUUUGGGGUACAUUUGUAUCCACUGGAGUUUGUUAUGGAUGGGUUAUUGUCGUCAGUUGAGGAUGAAUAUGGGCUCCAGCAUAUAUUGCUGUGUAACGUAGUAUUGGGGAAAAUGGAGGAAGUACGUCCUGGUUCGAAACAAUUCGAACCAAGCUCUAUCGAAUUUGAUUCCGGAGUUGAUAGUCUUUUGAGACCAACAAGGUUCAUACUUUGGGAGGCUUACAUGAACUCCCGCAUCUUUCCCAGCUACGUCGUUAGUUUCAGGGCUUUCAAUGGCAGAGGUUUCGGAAGGGAUCAAACUCCUGUAUACAAGCCCAAUACACAAUGUGUAGGGUUUUCUGUUUUGAUUCCCAAGCUGGCAAAUGUCUUACCUCCUUCAAAAAUGGCGUUGAUACGUAAAUAUCAAAGCAUAUUCCGUGAAAAAAAGAUCUCACGAGCCCAAUUGAUCCAUAGAUUGCGGCAACUAGCUGGAGACGAGUUGUUAAAUGAUGUGAUCAAGUUAUAUACUAACAAGCAUUUGGAGACACUUUAUGACAUGUAA
This is a messenger RNA of Rhododendron vialii, 1164 nucleotides long. Its product is annotated as probable inactive poly [ADP-ribose] polymerase SRO2. NCBI's taxonomy places the organism in Eukaryota, Viridiplantae, Streptophyta, Magnoliopsida, Ericales, Ericaceae. Gene Ontology annotation, molecular function: NAD+ poly-ADP-ribosyltransferase activity. The transcript is spliced from 6 exons. The record is from RefSeq and is a predicted model, not a curated record. The coding region runs from base 1 to 1164 and encodes 387 amino acids.